This is a messenger RNA of Alosa alosa (allis shad), 1031 nucleotides long. Its product is annotated as lysophosphatidic acid receptor 6. Gene Ontology annotation, cellular component: membrane. Bases 15 to 1031 code for a protein of 338 amino acids. Lineage: Eukaryota; Metazoa; Chordata; Actinopteri; Clupeiformes; Clupeidae. Gene Ontology annotation, molecular function: G protein-coupled receptor activity; oxysterol binding. Gene Ontology annotation, biological process: G protein-coupled receptor signaling pathway. The record is from RefSeq and is a predicted model, not a curated record. The transcript has a single exon.
UCAGCUGAAUCACCAUGAAGAUCAUAACUCCAGAAGCGCAGCGUCUAUACACAGUGCAGUUGUACUCAUCAACGAUCAUGAACCAGACACACAACUCAGGCUUGGACUGUGACUCUAAAGCAGACUUCCAGUUCUACCUCUUCCCUGUUGUCUACUGCUUGGUGAUGGUCCUAGGCCUGCCAGGCAACCUUGGGGCUCUGUGGUUUUUCUUCUUUAAGAGGAAGCAGAGGACAGCCUCGGACGUCUUCAUCAUCAACCUGGCCGUGGCCGACACGGCGUUCCUGUGCACUCUGCCCUUCCGCAUCCACUACCACUGGCAGCACAACGUCUGGAAAUUGGGCAAACCCACUUGUGUCCUCAGCGGCAUCGUCUUCCACGCCAACAUCUACGCCAGCCUCGUCUUCAUGACCUGCAUCUGCGUUGACCGCUACGUGGCCACCGUGCACCCGCUCGUCUACCUGCGCCUGCGGAACACCCGCUGCACCAUGGCAGUGAGCGCCGCCGUCUGGCUGGUGUACGCGGUCACCACGCUGGCCUUCGUCCUGGCCGGCUUUCCAGAGAGCCAGGAGGACCGGUGCUUCGAGAGCUUCAGCCAGGAGGAGUGGGACAAGCGCCUCGGCGCCUACAGCACCUUCUGCCUGGUGUUCGGCUCGCUGCUGCCCUCGGUGGUCAUCUUGGUGUGCUACCCGCUGGUGGCCCGCCGCAUCACCCACAUUCGGACGAGCACAGCGGGCAAGGCGCGCCGCAUCAUCUACGCCAUCCUGGCCAUUACGCUGCUGUGCUUCCUGCCCUACCACAUGGUCCACCUCCUACACCUGCUGCGGCGCAUGCAUUACAUUCAGAACUGUGCCUUGGCGGACGCCAUCUACAAGGCCCGCCGCGUCACCAUGGCGCUGGUCAGCCUUAACAGCUGUCUGGACCCACUGCUCUACUAUUUCAGCACCAACCACUGCAAGUGGAGCAUGCCCAGACUGAGAUGGCUGCAGCCCAGGAGGACCCGUGGGGUCUACUACAUAGGCUCAGACUUCUGA